Messenger RNA from Suricata suricatta (meerkat), 1660 nucleotides. RefSeq names its product proline rich 19 (gene PRR19). The coding region runs from base 48 to 1580 and encodes 510 amino acids. The record is from RefSeq and is a predicted model, not a curated record. NCBI's taxonomy places the organism in Eukaryota, Metazoa, Chordata, Mammalia, Carnivora, Herpestidae. The transcript has 4 exons.
GGGUUCUCCUCUCCGCUCAUCUUGGCGCCGCUGCUCCUUCCUGCAGGAUGGGCGAGCGAGGUCGACCCGGGAAGAGUUGGCCGGGGAGGUGGCUCCGCCACGCCCACCCCUCCCUUCUAGGCAACAAUGGACGGUCCCGACGCCCGCACUCCGGCGAGGACGGCGGCGGAUCCCGGGCACCGCCUCCUCUGCUGGAGCGGAAACCUUCACUUAAAAGGGGAGGUGGAAUUGGGAACCCAUGCUUCCCCCGCAGCGGCCGCGCAGUGGGCUCGUCCGGCGCUUCCCGCCCGGGCUACUCACGCUCGGGCGGCGGCGGCCAGCGCACCCGGGAACCUGGGAACGGGGAGGCGAGACCAUCCAGCACCCGCCCUGCAAGGAGGGCAGAAGGUGCAGAAAAAGACAGGAAAUUAGAGAUGCUGCAAGGCCCAGGUCCAGCCUGGCGCCCCUCCCGCCCAGCUCAUCUUGCAGAUCUGUGGCCUCUGUUCUUCUCCCUAAACCCACAGAACAUUAUGUACCCCCGGAGGCCAGGACCCCAGCCUUUCCAGCGGCCUGAGAAACCUGGUCGUGUACGACGUAGGAAGACCAGGCGGGAGCGUAACGAGGCCCUGUUGGGCGGCCGCCGGCCAUUGGCCCGUCGGGAUCUUCCUGUGACCAAUCAGGAUCCACCUUUGGCCCCUACUGUUCCCAAGCUUGUGGUCAUAACGCAGGGCCGGCUGAGCCGGGAGCACCGGGGCCUCUUUAACCAUGAGGUGAAAUCUCUGGAUGUGGCACGGCUGCUUAGCAGUGGGUCCCUGGAGCCAGGCAUCUCUUCACUCCCCACCAAACCCUCCCCAAGCCCAAGCCGGGCCCAAGAACCGGCUCCACAGUCAAGGGGCAAAGAGAACUUGGUGCCUAGAGGCUCAGGCCCAGGCCCACCCAGUCCCCCAGAGCUCCCUGGCUUGGGGCAGCUGCUGGAGGAGCUGCAGUGCCAGCUGAUUCUGCCACAGGCCUUCCCCAAGAGGAACCUAGUGCAAGAGGCCAGAGAUGCCAUCGUGGGCACCUUGCAGGCCUGCCAUGGCUGUGUGCCUGACCUUACCCUGGUGCUCCGUGACUGCCAGCCACCCUUACCAGGGACCAAAGCUGGGGGACCUGAAUGCCGAAGGAUGACACCCUCCUGUAUCAACAGCCCGGAGCAGGCCCCAGGGGAGGGGAGACAGAGGAGGCAGCAGAGGACAAAGGAUCUCACUUUUGCCAUGCCUCACACCUCCAGCACUCCCACGGUGCACAGGGUGAGCCUGGCGCCACCAAACGGUCCCUUGCCACAUCCCUUGCCCUUGUUGCCUUCGCCAUCUGGGGCAACCUGGGGCCCCCCAACAGCCUUUGACCUACUGAAAAGCAUCUGGCUGGUAGCCACACCUCCCCCUCCCCGGCCCUGGGGAGUUGGCCCACAACAACCCCUGCCUCAGCCACCGUCACCUCUGUUGCCUCGGACCUCUGCCCUGGACUGGAGCCCCAGCCCUCCCCCACUGCCCAGCCUCUCUUGGGUGGUGGCCCAGAGGAGCCCAGAGGCCUGGUCCUUUCCACCUAUGAGACUGUACUGAGUGGACUGAGGCUGGGCUAGCGGCAGGAAACCUGCACUCCUGAUCACUUCAAUAAAAUACCUUCUUCGUGGUCCCUUUGA